Molecule: messenger RNA, 4947 nt
Organism: Somion occarium
Lineage: Eukaryota; Fungi; Basidiomycota; Agaricomycetes; Polyporales; Cerrenaceae
Source: the annotation of a GenBank genome assembly
AGCGCCCAAGCUUCGAGAACCUUGUACAGAAGUCACGGUGGAGCCUUGAUCUCGGCUCUCCGCCAACCAACCGUCGACGCUUGUAUCGCUUAGCAGUGCGACAUUCUAUUUUCCAUUCUUGAUUGACACUUCGAAAGACGGCAUAACUCGAAUACAGCUAUCACCAGGAAUCCCAACAUUCAGGGGUGCAGCUACCAGACCGCGAUCUGUCCACGGCAGUUCACCAGGAUUGGCUAUGGCAUCUCUUGUCUCAGUGACGUUGUCUCCGCAACAAGAUGGUAGUCUCAUAGAAUCUUGCGCUGCCCAGUCUAAGGUAACAGGACUAAUCUCCUGGAGCCAACGUCAUAUUACAGUCGGGCAUGAAAGUGAUAACUUACCAAUGCCUGAUGGUGCUGCGUUCCACUGCCAGAAUGGAACGCUGUACCUCUUUCGAACACGUCGGUCCCAGCGUCAGGAUGCUAUCUGGGACACCACAGCUUAUUCAUCCGAACUUCUGCAGCCAUCCCGUGCAUCCAGCUCUUCACAUCAUCAAGGCUUGGGUAUUGGACGCGCUCGUUCUCCGUCUCCUGCUCAAUCCACAUUCUCACGCCUUCAACCCUCGAAAUCGCGUAUAGUUUCGGGUGUUACCACAGAACAGGCGGAGGCACCCAAAACGUAUGUGGAUUAUGACGAUGAACCCGAUAAGCUUAAAGAUCUCUUGAAGGGCAAGAGUCGAAAGGACAGAAGUCCAAUGGAAUCGCGUUCGCCCAUCGUAGAAAGCACCGCUGGUGCUUCUGACACCACUCCGCCCACUCCUCGAAGCAAGUUGUCAAUCAAACAUCGGACCCUGCUUUCAGCUACUCUGUCUCCCGCAUCAUCCGCUGGCUCUUUGUCUUCUCCCGACUCUCCCGUGCUUCUCCCCUCCUUGCAUCAUCCAGACGAACUGAAUCAUAAUUUUUGGGCGUUGAUCUGUCACGUCUUCCCUCCACAGUCCGGUGUGGGCCAAAGUAUCUCGGACAUGAAAGUGAUCGGCGAUGGUCGGUACUUGAUAUGUCUCCGUCAGUGUGGGCGGAUCGAAGUUCUAUCAACAGCAGACGGCUGGUGUAUAAGUUCUAUCGAUUUAGGCUAUGUCACGAAUUUAGAGUCCUCUACCACCACGUCUUCAUCGUGGAUAUGGAAGUCUCUUGUAGUAGUUUCAUCGGAGGCUUCAUGUGUUGUCGUUGCCACCGCCGCUCUAGAACCGUCAGCUUCCUCACUAGCUACAGAACCUGCGGACAAUGAAGAUGAGGAUCAGUGUCGAAUAGCUGUAUUGCAAUGCCGUGUUCCACAUGAGGCACAUUGCGACGACGUCCUUUUGGACAAGACUGCGGAACUGACUGUUAGCACACGACCGGAGGCAGUCAUGUUACACCAAACUAAUGCUGGCCAACUGGAGCUGAUUUAUGUCUCAUCCGGCAAUCGCCUAGUGAAGCGAUAUUUCACUGAGCCGGAAAUACAACAAUCGCAUGCCACCGAGGCGGCGAAGACAUCUUCCAAUGUUCAUUUGCCUGUUCCGAAUCCCUUCAAAUCCUUGAUGUCAACGUCCACGGAGAACCUUGCCGCUCAAUCACUUGAUUGCAACGAAGGGGCAUCUUUUGGGGAGGAGACUGACAUCUCAAGUCUCCCGCUGGAUGGCUCUGUACAGGGCAUUCGCAUGCAGACAACGGCACGAGGAUACCGUGCGCUCGUGUGGUCUCACACGCAGAUUCUGGGGUUUGAAUGUAGUGGAGAAGACUUCCAGAACCUUUUCAUUCAGCCUAUGAAUGAUAUACGCGACAUCCAGUGGAACCGCACCAAUACGUUUACUAUAGUUCUCAAGGAUCAUGCAGAAAUCUACAGGCUCAUCAACGUGGAUUCAGAUAAUGACCUCGUCUCUGUCGAUUCAUCAGACCCUAAGAAGCACAACGUCCAACCUUAUCUCAUGCAUUCCUCUACUCUGUUACCUUCGGACGCUUACACGAUCACGCCCGCCGGGCAUGUCCUAUCAACGCGAGUCAAACGCGGUCGCCGUAGGCUGGAGUACACCAGCCUGGAUGAUUCAGCUGGAAGCGCAUUAUCAUACACGUUAUGGAGCGCCCGCGAUAUAAAGAAGAACAAGGACGGUGUUGCCCGUAUUACGACUACGCUACCUUUUGAACUGGAGAAUCUCAUCCUGGGAUACAGCGAUGGACACAUCCGUCGUUCGUCUUUACAAGAUGUAACACGCGAUGCUGACGAAGGUAACCCCAAGAACAUCUCUGACUUGCCCCUACCCGGAGAUGUUCUCAGCAUACAUCUUGCGGUGAAUGGGAGAACUGGAGAAAGACUUCUCAUUGGAGGAGCCGAUGAUGGUGGUAUUGCUAUCUGGGACCUGGAAUCACUCCGGUUACUCGCUCGCUGGACGGUAUUUAUCAAUCCGCUCUCGAGAGUCCUUGUCCUACAAACUGCAAGUUGGCUGAGAGGCUGUGUAUUUUGUAUAUCACAAGAUGGCACUAUUGCAGUGAUUGCACUGGACGAAUAUCAAUUUCUCUAUCUCAUCCCUCCCUCCACUUCGCCGCUGACCAAGGUAUGCCUGAACGAAAGUGAACUGUUGCUCUACUAUGCGGAUGGUCGCGCUAGACUUUGGGACACGAAGACUCGGGAGUUCUGGAGAUCCUUGACUGCACCAAAGGCAGAUGAAUUGGUUCUCGCAGGAGAGUGGUCCGAGUGGUCUAUAUUGAAUGGACCUUUUUCACAGAAAAGGUUCAUAUCGGCGUUACCGAAUUCCUGCCGGACAGCGGACGGAGAAUCCACUCUACUACUUGAUAUGGAGAUGUACCUUGUAGAACUAGGACUGAACUCCGUCCCGCCCGGAACUAAGGCCACUGGGGCGAGCACAAUCAACAUCUUGUCACCGAAAUUGGACGAUCUUCGGACCAUUCUGUCGGUACUGUUGACAUCUGGUCUAGAUGGUCACAUCGAUCGCCUAUGCACCGAGACACUCGGCGUCCCUAGGACAUCGGUUCCCAUAGGCUUGUCAAUUCGGAACGUCACUGCAAUCUAUGCAGAUACCGAUCCCAAGAGUGUUUGGAGCAUCUCUCCAGAGCUUUCUGCUUUUCGGGCGUCGACUAUUGUUGCUUUGUUACAGACCCUGUUACAAUGUGAAGGCGCACCGUCAGACCUGGAAACCAUCGUAGCUUUCUACACAGUUGCUUUAGGCCAACUUAUUGGCGAAUCAUACCAGGCUCCUAGCUUGCCUCUUCUGGCUCGCAUAUGGCUUGAGACACCAGCAAACGCUUUGCGCUAUGCCGCUCAUCUUCUGUUCGAAGCUGGCAUUGCGCGCUUAGCUGAUGCAGAUGUUAUCAAAUUGAUAGACAGCUGGCAUUCGGAUUUACCUUCACAGCAGCCGGAGCCUCGGAACCAGAGGUUGCGUAAUGCCAUAGCUUUGUUCAUUUGUGGUCAUGUAGCCGUGAGCAGAUACGCUUUGCUGUCGACAAGUCACCUUACGGAUAUCGCAAAAUCAGUCGCUCUGUACCUUCACGAUGAGACUUCGCCUUACCGUGCGCUUGGUAUCGACAUAGGAUCCCGUGGGUUUGCAAUUUGGCAGCAAUACGUUGAUGUCGUCCAGAUGCUACGCGCACUCUUUACCCUAGCGACAUCCUCUCGGAAAGAAACACCUUCGGUACAUAAUGUGGGCCAACUAGCGCGGUCCGCAGUUUUGCAGCUAGCAUCAACCAAUACUCCGUUGUUCAUGACUACAUUGUCUAUGGACAUCCUGCAUCCUCGUAACGUUCAACAUCGCAAGUCCAUCAUGGAACUGGUCAUAUUUCUUAUCAGAAAGAAACCGCUUGUUCUCUAUAGCAAUCUUCCACGCCUUGUCGAAGCUGUGGUCAAGUCUCUGGAUCCAAAUUCCACCGCAAGUCGAGAGGCGGUCCUAGAUUCUGCAACUGAAAUUCUCGGUCAUGUGGUGCGAAGUUUCCCCACUGUCGAUUUCCACAUGGGAAGUCAACGCUUGGCCGUAGGGACCAGCGAAGGUGCAGUUAUCAUGUAUGAUUUAAAAACGGCAACCCGACUCUAUGUCCUCGAGGGACACAAGAAACGAACCACCGCAUGCAGUUUCUCACCUGAUGGCCGACGCCUUGUCACUAUGUCUCUAGAGGAAUGUGUCGUACUUGUUUGGAAAGUCGGUUCAAGCUUCAGUAGCUUAUUCAAUCCUGGAGCUCCUCCCAGACAAGGUCAUGGCGGUUCAGAACCUUUCAAGACUCUCAGUUUCGCGGUUGAUAAAGAUGCACGUAUGUCUAUAUUGGAGACAUUUGAUUUGGUGCGGUUCGAGUGGACGGCGGAGAGGAGCGUCAAACUUCACAUCAGACACACGGUCUUUACGUUCAGUACGUGAGGCCGCUUUGUUUGUCUGGUCUAUAAUGUUUGUCAGAAGCACCAUCAAUCGCACCAUAUCGGGUACGUCUCUGGACUGAUAGCAUCCAGGCCGAGCACCGACAAAUUUCACCAAAGUGACCAAGCCAAAAUCGUUCUGGGAAAUCAAACAAAAAUAUGGUAUUUAAGGUCUUCCUAUCAAGUUGUAAUGUAUGACUCUACCUCUGCGGAUGAAUUGCUCUGGCACGGUCACAUCUCCAGUAUCCAUUUGCGACAGGACGGUGCCCAUCAACUACAUACAUGAAGUAGUUGUGCCUUCAUGGGAAUGGGGCGGAUCAAGGUACGAAUACUAUUCCGAUGCGAAGUAGGGCAGAUGAAUAUGUUGAGGGCGUCCUAAUCAUGGAAGCUAUUGUAGGCUCUUGAUGAUGGUAUAAAAUGACUCGCAAAAGUAUCAUUGAAGGGCAGCGAAUUACGGGACUAUUUUCUCUUUAAACAUAACUAUUGUCUUCCAUGUGCAUAGGUGCUGCGCGAUGAUUCAGCCUCUAGAUGCAUAAAGAGCUGUCACUCCGAGCUGCGGUAUGUCGAGCUCCCACCGGC